UAUUCAAACCAUCAAAGUAUGAAAAAUGUUACAAAUCGGAAAUUAAAUCUCGACGAACAGUACAAUAAAAUUCCGACCGUUUAAAACAGUGAACUGCAAGUGAACAUAUUUAAUCUUGUGGCUAGUGACGUGUAGAAUUUAAUAUUUUUUAAAAAUAACACGUGAAAUUUAAAAAUCAUUUAAUAAGUGAUAUCUAAUCGUACAAUAAAUUCAUUACUAUUUGUAUUCUGUAUUUAAAACGUAUCGGAGAGAAAAUAUCGGUCUUUAUUUCUGUUUCUCGUUCGCAAUUGCUAUAAUUACAUUAGUAUCGUAUUACGCAUAAACAUUGUCUGGUAAUUUACAACGCUCGCACCGUCUGCUUCAAUAACCGUCUCAUUUUUCAACACCGCCGAAGACGUAUAGCCACGUCGGAAUUUAACUCGACGCCUAACAUUAAAACAAUGAGAAAAAGUUAUAAUAAACAGUGAAUAAUCAAACUUUACAGUAAUUCGUAGAGAAGCAAUCGACCGUUAGCAUUAUUUAUGUAUAAUUAGGGAACGAGAAAUUUUAUUACGAACGAAUAAAGUUGCUAGGAACGAGAACGCGGCCGUGCGUUUCGUCGAUACUUCCUGAACCUUGAUUUUCAUAACAGUGGUAGUAGGAAUUUAUCAAAAAUGAUAAAUGUUAGAUAAUUGCAAUUGCGAAGAAGGUCGUUCUUUAUCUCUGUCCCGUGUACAAGUGUCAGAGGAGUAUUGUCCGGUAAUUUAUCUGUCAGCCCGGCGACGGGAAAUGUGGUGAAAAAAAUUGCUUAAUUAUGUUAAUUUCCAUUGCACUUUUUUUAUCUGUCCGCGCGGACUUCUGAAUUUACGGAAACACGAGGACUCGCGAUUCGUCGGAAACGUUUCCUACGGUUACAGAGGCAUUUAUAUUCGGUCGAAUUUAUACCCACGCCCGGCGCUAACAAAUUUGCAUUCGAAGUUGCUUCGCAUUGUAGCCUGCUAAUGAGUUUCCGCGUUGAAGUUGCUCGAUGACGCGAAUCUUCGCGACUCGAAACGAGAGGAACAACCAACAGCGCCGGUAACUAACGUCCUGUCGCGUUGACGCGUCAAUUUAACGUGAAAAGUGUUACUCCCGAGAUAGGUGUGGGUCGAGUUUAAAUACAGAUAGCACAAUCGUAAGUGGAAAAUGUGAAGACAUUUUUUGGAAUCGCGAAACCUUUUGGCGGCGAGGAGCCAGGCGAUCGCUCCUCUGUUUCGUUCUGUGAAAAGAUUGGAAAAAACCUGCGCGACCGUUCGUCGAAUCGAGGAUCCCUGUUAAAGACGCCGAUGGAAAAUGAGUUGCAACGUGAUGCCGUUGAAAAAGUACGCGGAAAUCAGUUACCGCGUGAAAUGCGUGGCCGUGGAGAACGAGCGUGUGUUCGGUGACGUUUAUGUUACUCAGCAAACAAGGAAUCUCCUUUAUUGUGCCGAUGGAUAUCAGUUUCCCUCCUUGUACAGAAAACGAAACUGCAAUCUGAUACACAGGGCCUGGGAGGGUCCCGAUUUCAUGGAAAUGAACAAGAAGAAACCGAUCAGAAGGGCUAGUUUCGUGUCGGUGAAACCAACGAAGAAAUCCAUAAAGAGAUCGAAAUCGUUCGGAGACGCGAGACACGAGAUCGAAUAUGAUCGUAACAGCACCAAGAGCACGAAGAACGAAACUGAAGUUAGAUGUCCGAAGAGCUAUCCGCAGCCUCUACCCAUUCCGCUAGAGAGAAAAGAAGGAACAGUUUCUUCGUUGGUGGAUCAGCUGCUGCAGGAUAUCUACGGUUUGCCAGACGGUGACAGGGGACGAUCGGAAAGCGACUCGACAGCUUCAUCCCUGAAGACGCGUCCGCAACAUCAGCAUCUGCAAAAGGCACGUCUGUUAUGGAAAAGCACGACCGAACUCGCAGUUUUAGUGAAGAACUUGAACGACCAUAUUAAUCAUAUCGGUGGUAUACUCAUCAGACAACUGCGCCGAAAGGAUUAUCUCAGCAUCAAACGUGAAAAACAAUACGACAUUAUUACGGCUCACCUGCAAGCUCACAGCCCGAAACGAACCGAGGACACGAAAAUGAGAUUUAGCCUGACGCCGCAGCCAGGAGAAAGCGGUUUCGUACAAUGGCUGGACGCGAUGAAAAUGGUUGCCAGGUUGCAGGGAGGGAUACCGCCGAAAUUUCGAAAAGAGUUAUGGCUGACGCUGGCAGAACGUCAUCUGGAGCAGCGCGGCGUGGAUUGGAAGCAGGCUGAAAAGGUCUGCUUUAACGAGUGGAGCAAUCCUGACGAUGAAGAGCUCGGUAUACAAAUCGUUAAAGAUUUACACAGGACAGGCUGCAGUCUAUUUUGCGGCGCAGCUGGCAGAGACAAUCAGGCGGUGCUUCGUCGGGUUCUGCUUGGCUUCGCCCGAUGGAACAAGUCCGUCGGCUAUUGCCAAGGCCUGAACGUGCUGGCCGCUCUCGUUCUGCAAGUUAUGGAUCGCGCGGAGGCCGCCGCGGUGAAGGUGAUGAUCUACUUGAUAGAAGGUGUCCUGCCCGAGGGAUAUUUCGCGGACAAUCUGCGCGGCCUCUCCGUAGACAUGGCGGUGUUUCGCGAUCUUCUACGCGCCAGACUACCCAAGCUCUCGAAACAUCUCAAAGUGCUACAGAACGACGCGAAGGACAAGGCCACAGGCAGCAGUUACGAGCCACCUUUGACGAAUGUGUUCACGAUGCAAUGGUUCCUUACUCUCUUCUGUCACUGUUUACCCCAAGAGGCGGUCCUCCGUGUCUGGGACCUGAUAUUUCUCGAGGGAGACGAGAUCCUCCUGAGAACCGCUUUGACCAUUUGGGACGGACUUUCGGACCGUAUCAUGACCGUGACAUCAGCCGACGAGUUUUAUAGCAUAAUGGGAGUCCUGACGAGAGAGAUGGUGGAAUUUACGGACACGAACAAUCUCAUACAGAAUAUAGUCAGUAUGGAACCUUUGCAUGGCGUGAAGAAUUUGAGAGAAAAGCACAGAUACAAUAUCACACCGUGGGCAAGGAAACUCAGCGACGACGACGAUAGCGACACGGAGGAACAGGAAAGGCUGGCCGUGGCUGCCGCGAUGAUCAACAUGGCGCAACGGCUAAAGAAAGACAUGCUUGUAGAUCGUAUACCGCAAACGAUUGGCGUGCUACAAGCCAUGGCGCCCAGCAGCGAUCGAGAACGUCUCGCUUUGGACAUUAGUAUAUUGAAACAACAGUACGCCAAACUACGAGAACGUCAACACCAGACGCACAUUAUACUUUCCGCCGCAUGUGCAAGGCAGACCAUGGUACCACCUCCUACUUCUCAGGCCAUGAAUCAUCUUUUAGUGGGCAAAAAUGCACUCGUGAGCGGGAAGAAUCGAUCCCUGAGUCUACCUCCUGGAACUGCAUUGGCCAAGACACGACCUACACCUCUAAGCCAGAGUCGAAAGGACAGACAAGGCGUCACGCUCCAUUGGAAGGACACGAAGAAAUCGAAGCAAAAAUCUGCAAUUUCACCAGAUGUACCGGAAACCACCGUAGUACCGUUACAACCCACGGAAGCUGACCUCGCGUCACCAAAGCGCAGCAAUGGCGAUAGCGACAGCGACAGCACGUCGACGGAAUUGUGCGACGAACCCGAUCGUCUCAGUGACGUUGACAGCGAAGACCUAACGUCAGCGUCCGAGUCCUACGCCAUGGCUACGGACGAGGAGAAGAAUUCUCGAGUCGGAAGUUCUCCGUUACCAGAGACCACGCUCGAUCGCGUGUUGCCCGAUGACAAAAGCGAGCCGAUCAAUAUCGAAAUUUCGCAGGACUUGAAGCCACCGGAGGAAAACUUGAGCGACAUAUCGAUCGCCAAAAUCACCGAUCAGAUACGACGGCUAUCGGCAGAGGAUGACAAUAAUUCGAUGGUUCCUCAAACAUUCAGUACACUGAGCAAAGAGAACGACUCGUUGGCAAUAACGUCUCCGUUGGAAAAAGAUAAAUCUGUACCAGAUUUGACCGUAGAUUACGCGUCGACCGUGGAUAGUGUAAAGAAGUCUUUGGUUUUAGACGAGUUCGAUUACCUGAAUUUUAGUAGCAACAAGAUUACCGUGAAGGAAGAGGAAGUGUUGGUGCACGAAACACACAAACCAAAAACUACUAUCAAAGAAAUCGAGGGUACGUCCCUCGAGGAUGUAGCGACGAAUCUGAAAGACAAAGUCGAGGAUACAAGUUCCGCGAUUGUUCGAUUGGAGAGCUCGCCCGUAUUUCCAGAUUACUCGAGAAUAUUGGACACGAAAUUCGAUAAAAUCGCAGAUAGGGCUACCUACGAUUUGGGAACGGAGAACGAGGACCGUUACAAGACGUCUUAUGAUUUUUCUAGCAGAAGUUCCUUGGACACGAAGACAUACGACAGUUCGAAAAUAGAUAGCCUGCUUAGCGAUGUUUCGCCUACGACGAACACCGACCUAAAAUCUUACUGCAAAACGUACGUCGGUCAUCUUCCAAUUUCGCCAAUAACGGUUGAUCAGAAGUUGAGUCAAGUGACACCGACUAUACACAGAACUAAGAGUAUCGUGGGAUUGAGCGACGCUGGUAAGAAUACCGAAAUAUCGUUGGAGAAAACGUAUUUCAGCGACAGAGAGCAAACGAAGAUAUAUUCAGAUUUGAAGAAGAGUCCGAAGACACCUGAUAGUAAUAAAUCUGGCAGCUCCGGCGAGACUAUGGGGCCUGAUUCUAAGCCUUCCAGUUUAACAGUGAGUCCAAGAUCCCCGGUCAGAUCCGACUCGCGAGACAUCUUGAUGGACAAAUCGGUGUGUUCGUCGGUCAGUUCCGACUCGAAGACUCUGGUCUUCUGUUCCAUAGACUCUGACAUUACAAAAGACAGCCUCAAGACGGACACGAAGAAGACGUACGAGAAGUCUGGUUCGUCGACUCCUAUUAGCACGGAUUCGCUGAGGAUCAAAUCGGAGACGAGCCCGAAAUUGGUGGUCAGUAGCUCCAGCGACUCGUGCAGCCCGAGUAAACUAAAGUCUUCCGAGAGGUCGUUCAGUUCGGACCUUCAAUCGCCAAUAAGUGCCAACUCCAUAAAAUAUACCUCGAAUUACAAUAGACGGGGCCAGGACGACGUGUCUGGCUCGUCGAUCGACAUGAGCACCGCUACGUCGCCAUUUUACCCGAUCUCGAAUCCCAAUCAAAAGACUCCGUCUCCGUACAGCGUGUCCCGUCAAAGGUCCAGCUUGGACAGCACGGAGACGUCGCCGGAACAAAAGUCGUCCAGCUCGAAGGAGUCGAACAAGUAUUUGGGCUACCAGUCGAAGUACGAAUCCUCGUUGAAGUCGUCCGACGCCAAAGACGCGAGUAGCGUCACUCUGAAGAGCGACAGCUACGUUAAUCGAGAUUUUAACGCGAAGAAAGAAGACUCGAGCUCGAUCCUGACUGAAAGGAAAAAUGGUGACGACUUCUACCAGUCGGCUGGCAACGAUUAUUAUCGCAAGGACAAAGAUAUUCUCGAUGACGGCGCGGACGAUCCUCUGUCGGAGAAGGACGUGGUACCCUCGUUGCCACAGGAAAAAUUGGACAAGCAUUACUUGACUUACAAUUACCGGCACAGAGACCGAUCGAAAGUGUUGGAGAGAAGCUCCAGCAGCUUGGAGAGUAGAAGAUUCGACCUAAAAUCGUCUGUAUCUACGGACGAGUUCGGCACUUCCGUCGCUAAGAAAAGAUCCAGCGACAUUCUGGAGGAUAUAAAGCACUUGGAGGCCAAGGCGAACGAUGGAUCCUCGGAUUCCGGGAUGCUGACGAAGAAGAGCAGCUACAUCUGGGAGGAUCUGAAGAACCUGGAGGCCAGGAGGCAGGACACUUUUAGCAAUUCCGCGAGCAACUUUUCCAAGAGCCGUCUGGAGGUACCAGACAUAAGCGUGACCGGAGAGGGCAGAAAGUCUUACGGUAUUCAUCCGAAAAUUCAUAUCGACGAGAACAGCGACAGUAUAUUAAAAACCGUGGCUCGUAGCCAAAACAACAGCGACUCCGACGACGGUAGAGAAUCGAAGUUGGGCGUGUGGACGAAGGUGAAGCCUCGAAAGAAGAGCCACAACGGUCGCAGAAAUAGCGACAGAGCUUUGAAGAUCAUUCAGGAGAAUUCCGCUAUACUUCAGAAAAUUCUCGCGUGUCAGGCGAAGAAACGUUUGCCGGAUCUUGAGGAGAUAUCGAAAGAGAUCACUAUAAGUCCCAUAAAUGAGGAGAUUUCGAAAAUCUUUAGCCCGAUAUUGGAGAAGAUGGGACUGAACGAGCACGAGAUCAACGAGGAGCUGGCUAGGAUCAAUUUUAAAGACUUCGACAACAUGACCGCCACCAGCGUGUCCGAGUUCGACGCGAAAAUCAACGAGGAACUGUCAAAGCUCUCGCUGAUCGACGAGACGGAACAAAUAGACCACUUUGCCGUGGAUGAAAUCAUAUCGCACGAGUACUUGGACACCAGAGAGGCUCUGAUAGAUCGCAAGAUAAACGAAGAGCUGUCGAAACUGUUAUCAAAUUACGAGGAACGUUCUCCAGUGAGUAUCGCGACUCUGGACAAAGGAUACAGUCAGAACGUCAGCGAAAUCGAUGGACUCGAGUUGUCCAGCAUCUCUACGAACGUGUUCUCGUACCAGUCGUCGAACGAUUCCAUCGAGACUAGAAGCGACCUAGGCUCCACGCAGGAACCAACGAUUCCAGUCGACAAGUUCUCCCAGUACACUGACAAAAUGUUACCUUACACAGUGUCUAAAUACAGAGAGGACGACUCGUCGCCCAAGAGCGACAUCGACAUCCACAGGGAACUGGAGAAACUGGAUAAGAUCUCUUCAGCGCAAGUGCUGCCAGACUCGGCCCUCGAUCUUCCUCAAAAAGACCUGACCUCGAUCCCUUACAUCACUAACGCGUCACCGUUCAAGGACAUAUCACCGUUAAGAUAUUCUUCUAAACCAGUCCAGUACGACUCCUCGCCCAUGAAAAGCUCCUACGAUCCCUACAAAUCCUUCGACUUCAAAUCGAAACUGUCGCCAAAACACGCGUCGACCAACCCCUUCGUGGCAGCCUCCUACGACAAACCCAUCAUAGAGCCCGGUUUCGAGUACAUCAACCAUAAAACCGAGAUCUCGAUCAACGCUUACGAUUUGCACUUGAAGAGCCCGAUGAUGACGAAAGAGUCGCUGGAGUUCCGCGUGAGAUACGACGACGAUCCUGCCAGAGAAGUCAGCACCGACUACAUGUCUCUUCCGCCGGAUAACAGACAGAUAACGAGUUCGAAAUCUCCUUAUUACAGCAACGGUAACAGCGAGCCAUUGACGCCCACCAAGUACAUACCCAAGGAGAAGAGAUAUUUAGACACCACUGGGUCCGCUUUCUUGGAGUAUUCCACCGAAUCUUCAGACAUUCUUCGUCGCAAAUACAAUCCACUGUCACCCGAAGAGUAUUCCCAUGGGACAGGCAUAGAUUACGAUAGGCACUUGAGCGCGUUACCUUCGAUAGAUCCAGGCUCUGACAUAGGAUCGUAUUUGCCGACGAAGCGUCUGGACUACCAUCCUUUGUCGCCUAAUCGUCAGUUCACCGAUCAACAUUUUCCAUCUGCCGCGAACCACUACGCCUUGAAGCUGUCCCCGGGUCUGAUCGACGAGACCAAACGACCAGUCUCGCAUCCGGAGUUUCCUGGUAAGAUAGCUGUCGGUAGCUACGCGGAACUACCCGACAGAGGAGGAUCCAGUUAUCAGACGUCCUCUCUGAGUCUGGGUAACAUCGGACACUCGAGCAAAGGUAUCGAGAAUAACUACAACACGCUGAUCAGCCCGAAAUCGCAGUUCACUCCGUUUCCGAUCAGAAACGCUCCUAGGAAGCCCAAAGAGCUCACGCUCAAGCUGGGUCUCUACUCGCCGAAAGAUCCUGACGCGGGUCAAUUGAAAAGGUCAUAGUCUAAGACUGCGAGAAUGUUCUGCUUCAGGUUCACCCUCUUUGUCCCAUUCGAAGGGGCUCUAUUAAAUAAGCGGCUCAUCGAGAUGCAGGGAGUCGCUAGCAGCGAUUCCGAUAUUAACGAAGCGGGCCUAAAUCAUCGUUUCCGAUUAGGGUCGUGAGAGGUACGAUGUUAGGAAAAGACGUCGAGUUGUUAACAAAAUUUUGUUACCGAGCGUAAGCAAAACGUAAGGGAGAUACGUUCGAAGGUAGAAACUGUGUGUUUGGCAGCAUGUAACGAGACUUUGAAACGUCACGGCGCAAACAUCGCUCAACAGGAUUAACGUUGAACACGAUUAUCACGUACUGUAUCGCAUACUUCCCUCCCCCGCCCAUUAGCUUUAAUCAUUAACUCCGUUUUUCCGAAUGUUUAUAGUCUAUGAACGUUGACUAAUUACGAACGUUUUUUACGAGCUCUGCUUGAAACGGCUUCGAAAACCUCCCUCGAGAGAGGAAGAGAGAAACUGCUUGCGGAAAUAAUAGCAUUUAAAGAUCCAGCGCGGAACGUACACGCAUACAUGCAAUUUCUAAUGCGAUGCCUUCAAUCUCCCUCCAAUCUCGCGAGGAAAAUCUCGUUAUCACGUCUCGAUUGUUCAGUAAAUUGCGAUAAGUAGCCUCGAUGCGCGCACGAAGCCUAGAGAAAAAGAAAAACGAAGAAAAAAAAAAAAAUAAAGCAAGUCGUUGCAAAAUGCCUUCCAUUCCGCGGUUCGCUUUACUACAGUGAUCUCGCAUGCGAUCGUAAAUCACGACACUUGAUCGCGAGACCGCGGCAAACGUGAAAUUUCCACCGAGGAGAUACACCGUUCUAUCGCGAGAGAUUGUAUGAAAUUAUCGAAGUUGUUACGUAAAGGAUUCGCGAUAGAGCUUAAUUUGUCCGUACGUUUUGCGUGGAGCCUAGUCGCGCAGGUCUGUAACGUUCGAAGGGGGAAAAUGUGCACCAUUACGAGUCACGGACACGAAAGGGGAGUGACAGACAAACAAAUUGUAAAUAACUAUAGACGUUAAUUGUACAUUAACAAACUAAAAAAAACUUCAGAGUCGCUCGAGAUCUUUUUAUAUAAAAUAAAAGUAGUAUUUUUAGAUGUUUCUAAUAAGAUGAUAAUCCUCGUGUUAUCGCCGUCAUUACACGUAUAUGAGCUUAGCCGAGCUAUGCUUAUCCGUAAGAACGUCGUUCUUCUCGCAGAUCUCUCUUCAUUCCUGUUCGGAGACGAUCGAACGAGUCACACGAUCGUGAAAACAAACUUGCAGCAAUUACGAUUAACUACGAAUACUUGUACGUUUGAGUGCGCUAAAGACACGUGAACUUUAAGGAAACUGUAUCGUAUUGUUUACCGCGUUUUAGCAUCACGUUUACGUAGAGAUGGAUUGUUUCAACGCACUGGAAAUUUAUUGAUAAUCUGCAUCCUGAGUACACCGAAUAUUAAAACAACUUGGAACAUUUCUUUGCCAUUUGUCGACCAGACGGUACUAGACGAAGAGCUGGCUGUGCAAUAUUUAACAUUUUAUCGACAAAAUUUAGUAAUAUUCAACUACUGGCAGACAAGGCUAAAGGUGCAUACGACUCGUUAACAUUAACGUAAUUUUGACAAAGAUAAAAUUUUGUUUGCUAUACGUAUGCAUUACUUGGUGGUUUAUAUAUAAAAUACCAGAGUAAAAUUCCGUUGCUAAAGCUAUGCCAGAAGUAGUUGGAAUGUGUAAUAUGCUUAAUAUGAACCAAAGCGGCUGGCGGCGCUUAAUUUUACCGUGAAAAUUAUUCGAUGUACGCCAUUUUAAGAAGGCUAUAUAUUUUUUAGCCAACUUUAACUAGUGAUCUACAAAUAAAAUAAGAGAACAAAACUAUACAAGAUUCACAAUUAUUCUUGCUCGAGGUAACAAAUUCCCCCAAUAAAAUGACGUUAAAAUUUACGUAGCCAGCUCUUAGUUUAUAUCACAAAUUACGUCGCCUCUCUAAAUAUUGUGAAACUUAUUUUCAUUGGCUUGCAUAGCAGAACAGGCGUUCGUAAACCAUUACGUCCAUUUUACCUAGCGGCAAGUAGAGUCGUCAAUUCGUCGCUCGAUGCAUGCAGAUUUUUAUACGCCCCAUUUAGGCUCGAGACAGUCCAUUUGUUCUGUAGAGAAAUACAAGAAAACUACGACAAAAUUUCUGGAAUAGCUGCGUUAAUGUGCCUCUGAUAUCACACUCUGACAAGUUUCGAUGAAAUUACAACGACGUUUCAAGAUUCUCUGAAACAAAUGGCCGUUCGUGGCCGCUUCAACCACCGUGAGUUAUGUAAAGAACAACUGUUACUUUUACUCCGUGUUAACGUGGCUCUGUUCUCAAUGCCAAAAUUUGGAAUGAUUUGUGGUACAGUGGUCGUGAACAGUUGUUGCUCGCUUGUCUCGACGUGGACGAGUACAUUCGCAACCAUACUUCUAGGAGAGAUUUUUUGCGUAUCUACACUGGCUUCUGUGCAACUUAUCAAUUCACCGCGAAGAAAUAUUGAAAAAUGCAGUUUCCGCGAACAUCGGACACCGUAGAUCCCUGCACGCGAAGCUUUUGCAGCAACUUUGCAUUCGUCUGAAUGAUGUACACUUCUCUCCCGCGUAAGAAAUCGUCGUAUAGUACAUGAACGGGGCACAGUGAUCAACGAAAAUGUUCGUACAGUGCGUAUGUUCCGAUUUCUCGUUUCGAAACGUUGUUAUUUAAUGCGUUAAGCGGAAUCGAUAUUGUGGCUUGUGUCAAAAUUGAUAUAAAACUCUUGAUAAGCAUGACUCAAAUGAAAUGACACACGAUUUACACAUUUCAGAAAUAUUUGACAAUCCAUAAUCCAUAAUCCAUACUAUCAAAUUUAAAAAAUAAAACGAUGACAUAAAAUUUAAUACUCUCGUAAAAAUAAAGGUUUAAAAUACUUUUGUAAUCGGGUGUCGUUUCUAAAUAAAUUCUAUAUUUUCGUUCAAGGGACGUCACAAAAUUUUAUUCUACAUUUGGAAUCUCAGAAAGGAAUUCUGACCCUCGAUGCGCUUAAGCUACUUGUUCCGGAGAUACUUCAAAUGAAAUAAUAAAUUAUACACGAGGCAGCUUCUAUACUGGCUAAGAACUGAGUUGAAUGUAAGGAAACUUUACCAACAACUUUAUCUGACCCUCUUUUCCAUAACGCGAACAGAUAUAUGUGCUCUCAAUAUCAGUUUAUCGAACCUUUAUAUAAGAGAAAUGCUGUUUCCGUAUUCUAGUUCGAUUUAUAUCUCUGAAGCUAUAAUUCGACUAGAACUAAGUAUCUUAAGAAUGCAUAGCUUAUGCUGUCUCAAACGAGCAUCUUUAUUUUACAGGUAUAUAAUUUUUUUUGGUCUGUUUACGUAGAAUAUCUCCGUAAAUUUUGUGGCGCUCCUUUAAAACCACUCUCUGCAAUAAAUGACUCGUUAGAAGAAACAAUGGUCAGCCUGAUUCACUCGCGAGCAAUUAAAUCGUAAAACGACUAGUUCGAACAUACUUCACCGGGCGAAUAUUUCCAUUGUUCGCAUUGUCUGCGACUUCGAGCGAGAUAUUUUCGUGGAAACGGGACAAAAAGGCGAGGAAUCGCCGUGGAUUCGCCGUCACGUUCAUCCGCUGACGCGCGGCCAAAUUCAGUGAACCGGAUCGUAGGUUCGGAAAGCCUGUGAGGAAUAGAAAGUAUUCGUAAAGGUGCUUUAACGAGGCAUUGGCGCGUUCCACCGAACAAAGGUGAAACUAUCUAGAUGUAGGGUAGCUGAUAAGGAAUCGAUGAUAGCGUUGUUCGUUGUGUCUUGUAAAAUGAUCGUUUUCGAAAACCAACAUGAACGAAUCGUCGAUCAAGUUCUCCGAUUUCGGUUCACGGAACGUUCGUAUAUUCGGUUCGUUUCGGUUCCAGGAAGGGCUGGGGAAAUUUUAUUCGCGAAUAACGAAUGCACGGACCAACUUCCAUUUACCUUUCAUUCGUAAAUUAAAGUCCUUUCAUGGAUUUUUUUAAAUCCACAUUCAGACGAGUCGAAGCUAUGGCCGAAAGCUCAAGAAGCUUCUAUUUGUUACUCGCGAAUGAAAUUUGCCCGACUUUGAGUUCCAGGCAACUUCCCGGAUGCAUCAUUCUCGGACAAUACACAUAUUCUCUGUUCGUUUCAUUUCCUCUUUUUUUGUAAGAUUGCUUCUGUAACGCGGAAGUAUUUUUCGAACCGUACACUUAACGCGAAAUCACGCGUAGAGGCAGAGUUUUUUCUACAGGGAUAGUCGAUGACGAGGCGUGUCGUAAUAAUUUAAGGAGAAACGAGAGUGGUCGAGUGCGCGUCGUCCUCGAGAAUGGCGAACGUUUUGAACGUCGACGCGACAAGGGCACGCGAAUCCUAUAAAAGAAGUCAUUUAUAAAGAAACGUUAUAUUUACAAAAAGGGUAUGUAUGAAGUUGUUACGUGACGUUUUGUGAGAAUUGUUGUAAAUACCUGUCGGUACGAGUCAUGCCAGAUAUAAGACUGUAUAUUUGAGGAGCAUAGAAGUAUAAGUCGUUACUAAUAAAUAAACUGAAUAAAUAUA
Messenger RNA from Colletes gigas, 12469 nucleotides. RefSeq lists its product as uncharacterized. Gene Ontology annotation, cellular component: endoplasmic reticulum. Bases 1312 to 7917 code for a protein of 2201 amino acids. Lineage: Eukaryota; Metazoa; Arthropoda; Insecta; Hymenoptera; Colletidae. The transcript is spliced from 12 exons. The record is from RefSeq and is a predicted model, not a curated record.